AUGCAGGGUNACCCCCGACUGGGGAUUCACGAUUUGGUCAUCACGAAUGUGACUCAUGAGGAUGCAGGCACUUACGAAUGUCAAGUAUCCCCGGUCGCCGGUCAAUCGCCAUUGAGACGACAGACAACAUUAUCCAUCCUGGUGAAACCAUCCCAACCUGUGAUCGUCGCUCCAUCUGGUGAGCCACAACCCGCUCCAAAUGGUCGAAUCACCGUCCCUCUCCGACAAUCUAUCCCCGGUGAACAAAACCUGUUACGCUUGUCUUGCCAAUCCCACGGAGGUAGUCCGCCUCCCACAUUCGAAUGGUUUCACAAUGGACUUAUGGUGAACACAAGCACGAGCACCACAUCCGACGACGAGUAUCGGACAGCAAGAAUCGACAAGGUGGACAGUGAUUUCACAUAUCAUAAACCGGGAGUAGAAUAUCAUUCAGCCGAAUUGGUUUUGGACAAAGAACAGUUGCAUACCGGGGACCGCUUGGUCUGUCUGAUCAGCAACAAGGCCACAUUACGCUCGAAAAAACUGUCACAGCAAAAGCUUCGAGCUGAACUCUAUGUGGUCAUACACUCUCCACCCGGAAAUCCCGAAAUCAUUGAUUGGUCUUUCAAAUCUAACGCCUCGCAAAUACUCAACGUGGGCACACCUUUAGAAGCCACUUGUCGGUCAAGCCCUGCAGGAAACCCCCCGGGAGAACUAGUCUGGCGAUGGGAAUCCUCGACCGGAUCACAGUCCGCUGACACUAGUGAUGAGGUCGGAUCCACUCUGAGGCCCAACACUGUGGAUCGUGUAUCCUCGGCGAUCACACCGAUUUCGACCGAGUAUGCAGUGCAACAAUUUGUGGACGAGAAGCUUCUAAGCAAGGUACGAAUACCUCAUGUGAACGCUUCACAACACGGAAUGGAUCUUGUAUGCGCGGUCAAGCAUCAAAUUGGUCCCGAGAAAAGUGCUCGAAUCCCCGUUUUGGUGCGCUACGGUCUCGACUACCAUUCCGAGGUGCAGAAAGGAUCGAUGUGUAUCGUGACAAAUUCCGAUAUCUAUCAUGCCAUGAUGAAUAUGUGA
Echinostoma caproni is the source of this 1059-nucleotide messenger RNA. The record is from the annotation of a GenBank genome assembly. Lineage: Eukaryota; Metazoa; Platyhelminthes; Trematoda; Plagiorchiida; Echinostomatidae.